Molecule: messenger RNA, 2027 nt
Organism: Perognathus longimembris pacificus (Pacific pocket mouse)
Lineage: Eukaryota; Metazoa; Chordata; Mammalia; Rodentia; Heteromyidae
Gene: Pdcd10
Product: programmed cell death 10
Exons: 8
Coding region: 265-903 (212 amino acids)
Biological process (GO): regulation of Golgi organization; positive regulation of MAP kinase activity
Cellular component (GO): FAR/SIP/STRIPAK complex; Golgi apparatus
Molecular function (GO): protein kinase binding
Source: RefSeq, a predicted model, not a curated record
UCCCCAUAAGUCCUUGCGCCACUCCGGCAGGGCAGGAUUCCGGACAACGCCUGGUUCCUCUCGGGUCCUUCCGGCGUCGCCGGAGUGAAUCGAUCCGGGAGUUGAGGGGGCUCCAGAGGUGGGAAGUGUAGUCGGGGUCUCAGUUGCCGGUCCGUGUAUAUUUUGUGCCCUAUUGUUUAACACGAAAGAAGAGAAGAAAUAUUGCAGUGAAUGAAGAUUCUUUUGCAUUUUAGCACUGCUUUUUCUACUCUAGUUGGCUUUUGAAUGAGGAUGACAAUGGAAGAGAUGAAGAAUGAAGCUGAGACCACUUCCAUGGUUUCUAUGCCCCUCUAUGCAGUCAUGUAUCCUGUGUUUAAUGAGCUAGAACGAGUAAAUCUGUCUGCAGCUCAGACACUGAGAGCCGCUUUCAUUAAGGCUGAAAAAGAAAAUCCAGGUCUUACACAAGAUAUCAUUAUGAAAAUUUUAGAGAAAAAAAGUGUAGAAGUUAACUUCACGGAGUCCCUUCUUCGAAUGGCUGCUGAUGAUGUAGAAGAGUAUAUGAUUGAACGACCCGAGCCAGAAUUCCAGGACCUAAACGAAAAGGCACGAGCACUUAAACAGAUUCUCAGUAAGAUCCCAGAUGAGAUCAAUGACAGAGUGAGGUUUCUGCAGACAAUCAAGGACAUAGCUAGUGCAAUAAAAGAACUACUUGAUACAGUGAAUAAUGUCUUUAAGAAAUACCAAUACCAGAACCGCAGGGCACUCGAACACCAAAAGAAAGAAUUUGUAAAGUACUCCAAAAGUUUCAGUGAUACCCUGAAAACAUAUUUUAAAGAUGGCAAGGCAAUAAAUGUCUUCAUAAGUGCCAACCGACUAAUUCAUCAAACCAACUUGAUACUUCAGACCUUCAAAACUGUGGCCUGAAAGUUGUAUAUGUUAAGGAUGUACUUCUCAGUGGCAGUAUUAAACUGCCUUUAUCUGUAAAUUUUAAAGUUUGACUGUAUAAAUUAUCAGUCCCUCCUGAAGGGAUAUAAUCCAGGAUGUUGAAUGGGAUUAUUGCCAUCUUCCACCAUAUUUUUGUAAAAUGUAGCUUAAUCAUAAUCUCACACUGAAGAUUUUGCAUCACUUUUGCUAUUAUCAUUCUUUGAAGAAUUAUAAGCCAAAAGAAUUUACGCCUUAAUGUGUCAUUAUAUAACAUUCCUUAAAAGAAUUGUAAAUAUUGGUGUUUGUUUCUGACAUUUUAACUUGAAAGCGAUAUGCUGCAAGAUAAUGUAUUUAACAAUAUUUGGUGGCAAAUAUUCAAUAAAUAGUUUACAUCUGUUAAACAUUUCUUUACUUGAAAAAAGAAGCGUGUGUAUAUGUGUGUGUCUAUAUGUGUAUAUAAUAUAUAUUACAUGUAUGUGUGUAUAUAUGUGUAUGUAUAUGUGUGUGUGUCUGUGUGUAUAUAUAUAUAUAUACACAUGAUGAUGAAAACCAAGAAAACUUGAUGUAAUGUGUGAAGAACUUCUAAUGGGAGCUUUCUGAGCAGUCCAUCAAAUAAUAAAGCAAAAAGAAUCCUAUUUUUUCCUUAAUCACUCUGGGCAAAAAAUAUCAGUGGAUAUGUUUUUGUCUAUUGUCACUCACAAGGUGUUGAGUUAUUUUUCUAUUAUUUUCAGUCUGUUGUAAACUUCUGGGAAGAAGAUGUCUGGAGGUUCAGUGCCUUCAGGCUACAAUGCUGCUUUUUAAACUUUGUGACAUUGUAGCUUUUACUCUGAAACUACCUAAUUCUGGUAUACUAGUGAGACCCCAAUAAGAUUUGAAUAUUUUCUUUCAAAAUUAGUCACAAUGAAUUGAGUUUGAAAUUGUCAUGAGUGUUGGUAUGCUGUACAAUUCUGGACACUUGUUUUAGCAUAGAGAAGUUUAAGGGAAUUUCAUAUGAAGUCCUCGCAGUAAGUGAUUUCAUUAUUAUACAUUAAAAGAAAAUGUAGAAUAUUCCUACCUUCUAUAAAGAUUUUCAGUGUUAAACUGAACAUAGUUUGAUACAACUUUAAUAAAAAUUUUCAAAUGAU